AUGAAUAAUUCAUUAUUUUAAGAAUCUAUCAAAUUAAUUGAACUAAAGAAAAACUUAGAAAUUAUGCAAUCUAAAUAAUCACCUCUAAUUCAAUUAACAAAAGAUGAUAUUUUAUAACUCCAAAAUUAAUAAAUAAAACAAGAUACUACAUAACAAAAUAUCAAUGUUUUUUUCAAUUCAAAUACUAAUUCAAAGGUUAGUGCAAUGAAAGGAAAUAGAAGAAAUCAAUCCAUUCAAAAAUCAUAACCAAAAGUCUAGUUUCCCUUUUUAGAAUAAAACAAUCUAGAUUAAGAAAUUAAUCAAAAUCUUAUCUUAGGAUAAAAUGAAGAAAUUAAAUUAGAUCUUAGUAAAUUAAAUGCAAUCAACAGAAUGGAAAAAAAGAAAAAAAAAAGUAAAAACUAUUAAAAAUUUUAUUAUUAGAUGAAACUUAAUCUGCUAACAGUAAGAGAUCAAUUAGAUCAAAUUGGACAAACAAAACAUUUAAAGAAAAAGCAGAAGAAGUUGCAGUUCCAGCAGUUGGAACUGCCAUUGUUGGUUCUUUAGGAGUAAUGUUAGCUAAAAAUGUUUUAAAAGGAAAAUAAUAAUUAUUGGGAAUAAUACCAGCAUUAGCCUGCAGUGCUUAUUAUUAUUACAAAGUAAAGAAACAAAAUGAAGUCGAAAUGGAAUUUGAAGAUGAAGAAGAUAUAAAUUCGGAAGAAGAACAAGAUAGUACAAGAUUAGAAUAAUGA
Messenger RNA from Paramecium pentaurelia, 728 nucleotides. The record is from the annotation of a GenBank genome assembly. Lineage: Eukaryota; Ciliophora; Oligohymenophorea; Peniculida; Parameciidae.